Danaus chrysippus (African queen) is the source of this 1758-nucleotide messenger RNA. The record is from the annotation of a GenBank genome assembly. NCBI's taxonomy places the organism in Eukaryota, Metazoa, Arthropoda, Insecta, Lepidoptera, Nymphalidae.
AUGGAUGAAUUGCGAAAAAUAGAACGUAAAAAGAAGCGAUUUGCUGUAAGACUUAAAAAUUCUAAGAAAAUUAUAUGUACCGACGUUCCCGGAUUGAAUAUAGUGCUCUGUAACGUAGGCCAGGCUACUGGCUUUAAGAAAAACGAUUUAUUAUUAAUGUUAGAGAAGAUAACACCCGAACCGAAAGUUUUAAAAUUCAUAGCUGAAAAAGGUGAUUCACAUUGUUUUAUUGUGUUCAAUAGAAUUGAAGAGGCGAAAAUCUUUUACGAUACAUAUGACGGUACUUUAAACAGCAAUAGUGAUGUGCCUUUAUAUAUGAGUUUUGUUGAAAGUGUUCCAAACAACGAGGUAAUUUGCUCCUCAAGAAAUCCUGAAGGUUUAACAUUAAUUGAGGGUUUUAUCACUGAAGAUGAAGAGACGCAAUUAUACCAACUUUUUGACUGGAUUGAUGAAUCAAACUUGAAGAAUAGACAGGUGAAACAUUAUGGUUAUGAAUUUAGAUAUGGCUCUAAUGAUGUAGACUUAGACAAACCCCUCGAUGAGAAAAUACCACAGAAAUGUGAAAUUAUUUGGAAGAGACUUAAAGAGUAUGGUAUUAAUUUUAGCAUACCAGAUCAAUUAACUGUCAAUAAGUAUAGUCCAGGACAAGGUAUACCAAGUCAUGUGGACAAACACAGUCCAUUUGGAGAUACAAUUUUGUCCCUAUCAUUAAAUUCAUCGGUUGUAAUGGACUGGAAACAUCACAACAAUAAAUAUAUCCCAGUGGUGGUGCCCUCAAGAUCAUUGCUAGUGAUGCGAGGUGAAGCAAGAUAUGACUGGCAGCACGGCAUUCAACCGAGGACAUGGGAUCCCAUUAUAGAAGUCAGAAAAAUUGAUAAUGAACUUGUGAAAGUGAUUACGAGUGAGACCAAAGCUCGUGGGACGAGGAUAUCUUUGACAUUCAGGAGGACGAGGCAGGGGCCAUGUAACUGUUGUUACGAGACACUCUGUGACAGCAGGGUGACACCCAACUUGGAUGAAGUCGCCUCACAUUUAGAAGAUCUCCAUGUACAUCAGGUGUAUGAGCAGAUAGCUGGUCACUUCAGUUCAACUCGCCACAAACCCUGGCCGAAGGUGGUGGAAUUCCUUCAAGACAUACCUCCCGGCUCUAUCAUACUGGACCUUGGGGCUGGGAAUGGGAAGAACAUACUCAAUAGGAAUGAUCUAUUGCAGAUCGCUUGCGAGUACAGCGUGGGUCUGUUGUCCGAAUGCAGUACAUUCACGCGCGCGUGCUGCGUGCGGGCGGACGUGCUGCACGUGCCGCUCUGUGACGGCCGCGCCGACGCUGUUUUGUGCGUCGCUGUCAUACAUCAUUUCAGUACUUACGCUAGAAGACGUCAAGCGAUUGCCACAAUAGUUCGUCUUUUACGUCCUGGAGGGAGAGCACUUGUCACAGUGUGGGCGAAGGACCAGAGUAAAUCGAACUACCUCUGUAAGGACAAAGAAAACACCGAGUCCGAUACUUACAAGACGGUCGGCGUUCAUCUACCGGUACACCAGAACAGGACGCAGUUCAAACAUAACGACGUACUGGUGCCGUGGAAACUCAGGAAGGUCAAAGAAAAUAAACUAGAAAAUGAAUCCAGCCAGACCCUGCUCAGAUACUACCACGUGUUCGAGGAACACGAGCUAGAGGAACUUUGUCAAAACCAAGGAGUUAUCGUAGAAAAGAGUUUCUAUGAGGAAGGAAACUGGUGUGUCAUAUGUCAAAAGAUUUAA